AUGAGCGCAGCUUCCAAAGCGACAGUCGCGCCGGCAACAAGUGGAGUGGUGAGCGGGGGCCCAAGCUACUUGCCUCUCGCGCUGGUAGACAAGUGCAUUGGAAGCCGCAUGUGGAUCAUCAUGAAAGGCGAUAAGGAGCUCGCCGGCACUCUCCGAGGCUUCGAUGACUUUGUCAACAUGGUGUUGGACGACGUUACCGAGUACACAUUCACCCCCACUGGCGUGAAGAAGACCAAGCUUCAAAGCAUUCUUCUGAACGGCAACAAUAUCACAAUGCUCGUGCCCGGAGGUGAUCCCGAAGAGGCGCAACAAGUGGAAUCCGGGGGCGAUACAGCCGACGCAAAAACCGCGGAGUAG
Messenger RNA from Neospora caninum, 357 nucleotides. RefSeq names its product putative snRNP protein Lsm5. NCBI's taxonomy places the organism in Eukaryota, Apicomplexa, Conoidasida, Eucoccidiorida, Sarcocystidae. The transcript is spliced from 2 exons. The record is from RefSeq and is a predicted model, not a curated record. Gene Ontology annotation, biological process: mRNA splicing, via spliceosome. Gene Ontology annotation, cellular component: Lsm1-7-Pat1 complex; U4/U6 x U5 tri-snRNP complex; U6 snRNP. Gene Ontology annotation, molecular function: RNA binding. The coding region runs from base 1 to 357 and encodes 118 amino acids.